CUUAGAAUUGUUUGUAUAUUCUUGGAUGGAUAUAUAUGACAUUCACUUCAAAUACUCAGGAAUAUUUGAACUCGCUCAACACUCCUCCUUUACCAAUUGCAUCAUAUUCAUUUUGUCCCAAAAUUAUAUUCUCUUAAAAAUUUAAGUAACCUCAGAGAAACAUGGAAUUGAACAUUGGAAUUGCAGAGGAUGUCACCGACUUGAUAGGAAAUACUCCUAUGGUUUAUCUUAAAAAGAUCACAGAUGGCUGUGUUGCUCAAAUUGCUGCCAAAUUAGAGAUUAUGGAACCCUGUUCCAGCGUAAAAGACAGGAUUGCAUUAAGUAUGAUUAUAGAUGCUGAAGAAAAGGGUUUAAUUACCCCUGGGAAGACGGUGCUUGUUGAGGCUACUAGUGGCAAUACUGGUAUCGGGUUAGCUUUCGUUGCAGCAAGUAGAGGUUACAAACUCAUCAUAGUUAUGCCACAUACAUAUAGCAUGGAGAGAAGGAUUGUUAUGAGAGCUUUUGGAGCAGAGUUGCGCAUCUUUGACGCAUCCAAGGGAAUUGAGGCAAUACUCCAAAAAUGCAACGAAAUAGUAGAGAACACACCCAAUAGUUAUUUCCUCAAGCAAUUUGAAAAUCCCGCCAACCCAAAGAUUCACUAUGAAACAACCGGACCAGAGAUAUGGAACGGGUCUAAAGGGAAAAUUGAUGCUUUCGUUUCUGGGAUAGGGACAGGGGGAACCGUGACUGGUGUGGGGAGGUUUCUUAAGGAGAAAAAUGUGAACAUAAAGGUAUACGGUGUAGAACCAGCUGAGAGCGCUGUUUUAAAUGGAGGAAACGCCGGAUGUCAUAAGAUCCAAGGAAUUGGUGCGGGUGUUAUUCCUGAUGUUUUGGAUGUCAGCAUUCUAGAUGAAGUUAUUAUGAUAUCUAGUGAAGAAGCCACUGAAACUGCUAAGCUUCUUGCACUGAAAGAAGGUUUGCUGGUGGGUUUUUCAUCUGGAGCAGCAGCCGCAGCUGCAAUAAGAAUAGCAAAAAGGCCAGAAUAUGCAGGAAAGCUAAUUGUCGUGGUUUUCCCAAGCUUUGGGGAGCGGUACUUAUCAACCGAGUUGUUUGAUUCAGUGAGGAACGAAGUAGAGAACUUGCCGAUCGAGUGAUCCAUUGAUCACUACACAGGCGUGUGGGAGUGUGUAUUGAUUCAAAAGCAAACCAGACCUGAGAGGAUGUAGCUCAACAUACAGCAACUUGGCAGACCCAAAAAAAUUAUGAUGGCAGUUGGUUGAUGAAUAAAAAGCAUCUCGCUUUGUUUCAACAAAUUGUAAAUUUUCAACUCAAUCUUGAUAAACAAGUUAAACAUGUAUUCUGUAAGUGCAAACUAUUUUUGGGAUUUGUUAAGUAAACUAUUCGCAAUUGUUUUGCAA
This is a messenger RNA of Erigeron canadensis, 1397 nucleotides long. RefSeq names its product cysteine synthase-like. The record is from RefSeq and is a predicted model, not a curated record. Gene Ontology annotation, molecular function: cysteine synthase activity. NCBI's taxonomy places the organism in Eukaryota, Viridiplantae, Streptophyta, Magnoliopsida, Asterales, Asteraceae. Gene Ontology annotation, cellular component: cytoplasm. The coding region runs from base 162 to 1133 and encodes 323 amino acids. The transcript has 11 exons.